UGGAAAAGAAAUGCAAAUGCCGGUUCGCUUGCCGGAAUGGACUGGGCUGGUAACUCAUUUAGGACCAAAUUUUCAAGAUAUUGGUCUGGAAGCCCAUUUGAUUCGGCCCACGAUACUAAUUGCCGGCAACCAACGACAUUGCUUACGAGUCGUCUUCACCUGAACCGCCAAACCCAGCUGGCCGGGGAGGUGGGGGCCAACCAGAAACCAAAAGCAGCGAGAUUUCUUCCGGCAGAGAUUGUGGCCUUGUGGGGGGAAAAACGGAGAUCGUCGGUGAAGAAGUUGCGGAGACUUCGGGUCCUGAUUUCCCUGGACUUUCAAUUGCUUCUUCCACCCAUCUCUUUUAUGGAGACUGCGUUAGAUUGCAGUCCUGCAUGGUGGUGUCCCACAAUGCAUUGUUGGUUCGGAUUGCUUAUCUUCGUGCACCUCUGGUUCGCAUAG
This is a messenger RNA of Linum tenue, 441 nucleotides long. Lineage: Eukaryota; Viridiplantae; Streptophyta; Magnoliopsida; Malpighiales; Linaceae. The record is from the annotation of a GenBank genome assembly.